GCCGCCUUCAUUUCCCACCGACUGGCAAAAUGCGCAUGCCUCCUACUCCUCGGCUCUUAGAGCUCUAUGUACCUCCAAGGAAGUUGCUAAAGGAAACAAACUACAGGAGCUGGACAAGUGGAUGUGGAAUGAUCUUCACAAGGCGAUAGUGGAACGAGGCAGCUUGACGCGGGACGAGCUGGUCAAAGUCAUGGAGUGGAAGUUGAGUGUAAGAUUUCUGUGAAUGACGUGUUCCUCGGGAGAUGAGGUGUUGGGGAUUGAGCGAUAUUUUUUCAGAGGGGAAAAUUUCGGCCGACCCUUCUUGCGCAGGUGUCCUCCAAUCCACCAGAUGUUGUUGUAGGGGCCUCUCGCAGAGGAUUUUCGUUAGUUAAAGAAUCUGAUGAAUCUAUAAUAGCCGCCUUGAAGGAAUUGGCAAAGCUGAAAGGUGUCGGACCAGCCACCGCUUCUGCUCUUCUGUCUGCAUAUAAUCCGAGUAUCCCUUUCAUGUCGGACGAAGCACUGUCCCUCUAUUCCGCUAAACUUCAAUAUACAGUACCUGCGUAUAAAAACCUUUUGGAGAAGCUGCGCGCUCAAGCUGCCGAAUUAAACAAGAGGGAAGGGAGCGAUAAUUGGACCGCUGGAAAAUGCGAGCGCGCUGUGUGGGCUUGGUGCAUUGGGAAGCGGUUUGGACUGACUGAGAUGGGUGAGGACAAAGGAAAUGGAAAUGACACGGGCACUCCUGUCACAGAAGAAGAUGGAAUACCUGAGAAGGAGGAAAAGCGUCCCUCAAAGUCCAAUGAUGAUGACGAAACGACUGGUCUAAGGAGGAGUAAACGACGGCGAAAGGCGGCCGAUGAGGAUGUCUCAUAAAAAUAAUACCUUGCCGGACGUAGCAUCGCCCUCCCA
This is a messenger RNA of Spizellomyces punctatus DAOM BR117, 885 nucleotides long. RefSeq lists its product as hypothetical. The coding region runs from base 484 to 849 and encodes 121 amino acids. The record is from RefSeq and is a predicted model, not a curated record. The transcript has 3 exons. Lineage: Eukaryota; Fungi; Chytridiomycota; Chytridiomycetes; Spizellomycetales; Spizellomycetaceae.